This is a messenger RNA of Armigeres subalbatus, 8917 nucleotides long. RefSeq names its product protein unc-13 homolog B (gene unc-13). The transcript has 24 exons. Gene Ontology annotation, biological process: dense core granule priming; neuromuscular junction development; presynaptic dense core vesicle exocytosis. Bases 1341 to 8426 code for a protein of 2361 amino acids. The record is from RefSeq and is a predicted model, not a curated record. Gene Ontology annotation, molecular function: calcium ion binding; diacylglycerol binding; syntaxin-1 binding. Gene Ontology annotation, cellular component: synaptic vesicle membrane; terminal bouton; presynaptic membrane. Lineage: Eukaryota; Metazoa; Arthropoda; Insecta; Diptera; Culicidae.
CAAACAUACAUUCUGAACGCGUCCGCCGAGAAAGUCAGGCCACUUCAGGCUCCAGCCACAGAACGGGACGCACCGCACAGUUUGGUCCUCGGUCGGUCGCUUGCUCCGCUUGAAAACACCCAAACUGGUGUUGGGGAAUCGUGCGCUCUGCCAGUGUGUGAGUGUGGGUUUGUGAAGUGAAAACCGUCGUAAGUGGGGAAAAGGGCCAGCAGCAGAGAAGGAGCAGGAGGAAAAGUCCCACAUUUUCCCCGAAGUCGAGCCAGGGCGGCCGCAGUCAUCCCGAGAAUUGAUUUUUCUUGUUCCUGUUCCCGUGGAAAAUCGGUUCCCUGUUGUUCCCGAUUGUUCGAUUUCGAGUAGGGAAAAGCCGUCGCAAACAAAAAUUGGGGGCCUGCUAGCAUCGAGUGGGGUUUUCUUUUCUACUGAGAGUGCCUAAAGGGGAUGGAUCUGUGGAAAUUCGCCUUUUCCUAGAACGAGCGCCGACGACGAGAAGAGCGGGACGACUUUUUUUUGUUGAGGAGUAGCCGUGAGUAGCGUCAAGAAUCGAAGCGCGUCAAGUGGUGCGGUCGAGUGCAGGGCCUACUACCCAUCCCGAUCGUAGUAGGCGAAAAACUAACAAAAGUUGUGUUGCGAUUUUCCUUUUCCCGAGUUGUUAUUUUUUGUUGCUGAAACGACCAAGUGCGUGCUUUAUUUCGGUGUUCGGUUGUGUGCGAGGAACGAGUGUGUGAGGGGGGGAAUCAGGAGCAAUCGACGGGGAGCAAAAAAGGCAACGCAAAGGAAGCGUAUCGCUGCCGAAGUGGGUAGGGUUAGGAAAGUGGCGGGGCAGCACGGACAGCAGCAGGCAGUAGUACGGAUCGAUUGCCAAAGGAUUAACGUAGCACACCACACGGGCGGGUCGGAAGGAGGCAAAAGCGGGAGAGCUGGAGGACGAAGAAGAGGAAGAGGAGGAGGAGACGGUUCCCGAGUUGGACGCAAAAACGGAGCACUUUUGCACCAGCCAUCGCAGGCAGGAACAGCAGGAGAAUCACCAGGAGUGCUGUUAUGCCUUGUUACGCCUGAACCAAAAUAUUUACCCGCACUUCUCUGGUGGACUGCAGUGUUGCUUCGGGCGCGGACACCCAGCGGAUCAGCAGCAGCAAGAGGGACAGUUUGUGGCAGGACCUGCACCGGACGAAUUCCUCCAAGUGGGGUGGUCGUCCGGGUAUAGAGACGACGAAGGUGCCACGGCAGCGGCUGCAGCAUCAACAUCAUACGCGACAAGAUUUAGCAGCCGCCAGCCGUCGCCACACUUCAGUGCCUACUUUGAUCCGACGGCUUCCCGCUACUGUGCUGCCGACUCCACCAUGGACGAGAACGAGGUGAUGGCGGCGUACCUGUGGAGCAAGCAGUCCCAAGACCUGUACGCCAGCCACGGUCUCAAGGAUCUGCACCAUCUCCACCAGGACUUCAUCAUCAACGACUACACCGACAAGAUCGCCACCAACAUCGAUCUGCUCGAUACGGAGCUGAAGUUCGCCUGGGCGGCCCUGAACCUGCUCAACGAAGAGUACAACAAAAUGGCGGAGAAGGUCUUCAAGUUGCAGACGUUGAACGUGUCCCAGCAGCGGAUCGUGCAGAACCUGCAGUACAUGGAGGAAAACCGAAAGGCCUACCUGGACAUGAUUCCGGAGUACGCCAAGCAUCACGAGUUUUCUCUGCAGGAGCAGUCGCGCCUCCAAGAAGAGCUGCAGUACCGGGAUUGCAUCGACGAGGCCUACCUGCACCAUCAACAGCAGCAGCACAUGGCGCCGUACCCACCCUAUCCCCCGUACGACGUUGGAUGGCGAUACGAUCCGGCGACGAUGCCCGAGGAAAUGGCCGUGCACGAUCCGGAGUACUGGCUGAUGCGGAGGAACCUGUCCAACAUUCCCGAAGAACAGCUGGCCCAAGCUCAGGCCCCGCCUCGAUACCCGCAGCAAAUCUCCACCAAUCCGUUCCUGCAGACGAUGGAAGCCGCAAACGGGGGAAUUCUGAGGGAAAUCGAGCCGGCUAGCGACGCUGCGAUGAUCGAAGAGCAACUCAGGGCAUCAUUUCUGAACCAUUCUCAGCAACUGGAACUGGAGUACGGGUCGCCGAUGGCCAAGCAGUUCGUUGCGGAGCGGAUCGAAAAGCUCCGCGAUGACGACGUGAAGCAACUGAUCACGCGAGUGCUGGACGACGAAGACGUUGCGUCGCUAAGCAGCGAGGAGGUCGAGAAGGUUAGAACGUUCAUGGCGAAGAACUGUAACGAUUUGCGAGAGGUGUUUGCGGAGGAGUUUUCGCCACUGGCCAGGGAUACCAAGGGGGGAGAGAAACUGAUUCUGCAGAACAAACAAAGCGGCGUCAGUCCGAAGAAGGAGUUCAACAAGUACCUUCAUCUGCCGAACGCUGAAGGAAUUGCUUCGUUGAACAACGAUGACCUACUGACGGUGGAUAACGGGACAAUCAGCAUCCAGGAUAGCAAUGGAACCAUCGACAACGAAUUUAAGCUCAAUCUGAACAUGAUCCAUCCAGCGAAUGGGUUUGGAGGUGUUUCGCCAAAGAAGUUGAUAGAAUUUUCACCUUUCGGAAUGCAGAAGUGUUUGGUGCGGGAAGCGAAGGAAAGUAACGUAUUUUCGGAGAAUAUGAUGAACAAGCCUAGCUUCGCAGAUUUGAUGAACAGUAAACCUUGUGCCGAGACUGCGAUGACCUUUACGAAUUUGAACGGGGAGACGGAGUCGAUAUUUAGCCAAAGCUUUAAGGAAGCGGUUGAAGCCAAACUAGCGGGGCAAGCUGUGCAGAUGGCUGGUAUUAUGAUCAACCAGGGCGAACAGCUUCCACCUUUUCCAACUGUGCCGAUGAAACCGAAUAUUAGUGAAGCUCUCGAAACGGCAGCCACGAAUGGCGCAUUCGAGCCGAGACGACCAAGCGUUACGGAAGCGGGCCCCGUGUUGAUAGCCCCGGAAGCUCGACGACCGAGCAUCGUAGACCAAGUACACCCGUCAUUAGCUAGGAAACCAAGUAUACCGAUCGCUACGGAUCUACCGCGAAAGCCAAGUAUCACGGAACCGUUCGAACCGUCAAUGUUCGCGACGGUUCCCCGAAGGCCAAGCGCAAUCGAAACGACCGAAUCUACAUCGAUCUUCCAAACCAUCGCUAGAAAGCCUAGCGUAACGGAAACUGCCUCGAGCCCGCCGAUGUUCACACCACUUCCGGGACAGACCACCAUCACCGACACCCCGGAAAUGCAAGCCAUCUACGAAUCGUUGUCGCGGAAGUCCAGUUUACCAACUCUAGGGGACGGAAUGUUUUUUCCGUCGCUGGACAUCACCGACUCCGGGUUUGCCGAUUCCAUCGACGGCAUGUCAAUGUUUCCGAACAUUUCCCUACAGCUGUCCACAUCUGACGCGCCGGUUAGUUUGCCGGACUUUUCUACUCUAUCCACGAUCUCCAACAUUCCGGAAACAUCGGAAGCAUCAUCGUUCUUUCAUAUGUCGAUGAACUCAUCCGGGAUUAGUGAAGCAUCGGACAGUAUGACGCUUCCACCUGUAAUAGCAACAGCCGAACAGUCCACGACUGCCGUGAUAUCUGCCCAACUGUCGAACCAACUCAACCAAAGUACCGCAGCCAUAUCGAAGGAAGUGCUUCUUCCGCAAGAAAAGAUAUCUUUACCACCCAUAUCAGCAGCUCCAUCCACCAUAGCUGCCCUAGCUGAUGGCAAACCGAUUGCCCAGGCUACAGCUCCCCCUGCUUCGACUGUUGCAACUUCAACCACUUCGAUCACUGCGGAUGUGACGAAGCCGAAACCCGUUGUAAGCGAAGCGUCAACUUCUUCGUCUACUGUCGUUUCCCAAACACAAGUCAAACCAGUGCAAACUAUGACUGCGGCAGCACCUGUCCCUGUUUCUGUCCCAGAGCCAACACCCGCACCUGCACCAGUUCAGAAGCAACCGUCCCAACCCCAACAACCACCGCCGCAGCAACCACAGCCACAACAGGAACCCAAGGGCAGUGGCUUCUUUCAAACCUCCACCGCCAACACCAACCUCUUCGGAGGCUUUUUCAAUAAGGUCAACAAGAACCUGACCCAUCAGGACAGUUCCGAUAGCAUAAUCAGCGCCAAAUCCAAAGCGUUCUUCGCCACUAUGAAAAGCUCCUUCUCGCUCGACUCAAGCAAGCAAUCCGUAGACGAACCGCAGCAGCAGCAACAGCAGCCACCGCCGCAGGUUCCUCCGCAGGUGACGCCACCGUCGAGCGCGACUUCCUCCAUUGCCGGCCACCAGCAGGUAUCGCCACCGGCAGCCGCAGAAGAAACCACCAUCACCACUACUCCACCCCUACAAUCUCCAGCAGAUGUAGCGCAGGCUCCGUACCUGCACGAUCAGCAGGAGUUUUCCCCCUUGCAAGAACAGUGCCCACCAGCUGGCAGCGAUCAGCAGCUGACGUCUCCCUACGGGGCGGACUCGGAGUUCCCAACACUCAACGAUAGCACAACGACCAACGCACAAGCACAGGAACUGCCGUUUCCGGGGGACGAGCUGCAGCAGCUGGCCUUAGAGGGCGACGAUGGUGAAGGGCCGAAACAGCCGAUGCAGCGGAAGCAGAGUCUGUUUCGCGCGCAGGGAAGCGAAGGAUCGAUGGAUGGUGAAGGUGGUAGCAAGUGGAAACUGCUCAAAACGUUGAAGGAGAAGCGAAUCGAGGAGAAGCAGAAGGUGGCGGACGAGGGCGCACCGGAUGACGAGCCUGGUCUGUUCAAGAAGGUCGAUGUAGGUGGUAAGGAAGAACCGGAGAAGCGCAAUGGAACUAACGAGAGUGGACGAGGAAAUGGUGUGGGAGACAAUACUUUCUACAGCAACAUCGACAGUAUGCCGGAUAUUCGUCCCCGGCGGAAGUCGAUCCCAUUGGUAUCGGAAUUGACAAUGUUAGCUACGAAGCGGCAGGCGGCCGGGCUCACAUCCGUUGUACGGGCCACCCUGAAUGACGAAGAACUGAAAAUGCACGUUUACAAGAAGGCCUUGCAGGCGUUAAUCUACCCGAUCUCAUCUACAACCCCGCACAACUUCGUCCUGUGGACAGCAACUUCCCCGACCUACUGUUACGAGUGCGAAGGACUGCUGUGGGGCAUCGCCCGGCAAGGUGUUAGAUGUACGGAAUGUGCCGUCAAGUGCCACGAGAAGUGCAAGGACCUGUUGAACGCAGAUUGUUUACAAAUGUGCUUCGCCGGUGCUUCCGAGAAGAGUUCCAAACAUGGUGCCGCCGAGGAUAAGGCAAAUUCUGUGAUCGCAGCGAUGAAAGAGCGGAUGAAGCAACGGGAACGGGACCACCCGGAGAUCUUCGAAGUCAUCCGGAAGGUGUUCAACGUGGAGGAGAAGAGCCACGCCGGUCACAUGAAGGCGAUCAAGCAGAGCGUACUGGACGGUACGAGCAAGUGGUCCGCGAAGAUCGCCAUCACCGUGAUCUGCGCGCAGGGUUUGAUUGCGAAGGACAAGAGCGGAACGAGCGAUCCGUACGUCACCGUUCAGGUCAGCAAGGUUAAGAAGCGGACGCGAACGAUGCCGCAGGAGCUGAACCCGGUGUGGAAUGAGAAGUUCAACUUCGAAUGCCACAACUCAUCCGAUCGUAUCAAGGUUCGCGUCUGGGACGAGGACAACGAUCUGAAGUCGAAACUGCGACAGAAGUUAACCCGCGAAUCGGACGACUUUUUAGGGCAGACAAUCAUUGAGGUGCGAACGCUGUCCGGCGAGAUGGACGUGUGGUACAAUUUGGAGAAGCGAACGGACAAAUCAGCGGUGUCGGGUGCGAUUCGGUUGCACAUUUCAGUGGAAAUCAAGGGCGAGGAGAAGGUCGCUCCCUAUCAUGUGCAGUACACUUGUCUGCACGAGAAUGUAUUCCACUACCUGUGUGAAGAAGCAUUGGGACAGGUAAACCUACCGCAAACGAAAGGCGACGACGGGUGGAAGAUCUACUUCGACGAAACGCCCGAGGAAAUAGUGGACGAGUUCGCCAUGCGGUAUGGCAUCGAGAACAUCUACCAAGCGAUGACGCACUUCCAUUGUCUAUCGACCAAGUACCUGUGCGCGGGCGUCCCGGCAGUGAUGAGUACCUUAUUAGCGAACAUUAAUGCUUACUACGCACACACGACGGCUUCGACUGCUGUAUCGGCCAGCGAUCGCUUUGCUGCUAGUAACUUUGGCAAGGAGAAAUUCGUUAAACUACUUGACCAGCUGCACAACUCUCUCCGUAUUGAUCUAUCGAUGUAUCGCAACAACUUCCCCGCUUCCAGUCAAGAGAAACUGAUGGAUCUCAAGUCCACGGUGGAUCUGCUAACCAGUAUUACGUUUUUCCGCAUGAAGGUACAAGAACUGUCGAGCCCACCUAGAGCCAGCACCGUAGUUAAGGACUGCGUGAAGGCUUGUCUACGCUCAACGUAUCAGUUUUUGUUCGAGAACUGUUAUGAGUUGUAUAAUCGAGAAUUUCAGGUCGACCCCAACGAAGCGAAACGGGAGGGCGAAGACCAUGGACCAAAAUUAGAGAAUGUUGACUUUUGGCACAAACUUAUCGCACUUAUCGUAUCAGUAAUAGAGGAGGACAAAAAUAGUUAUAGCGCAGUGCUUAAUCAAUUCCCACAGGAGCUUAAUAUAGGACAGGUCUCGGCCGCAACGAUGUGGAGUUUGUUCGCAAUAGAUAUGAAGUACGCAUUGGAAGAGCACGAACAGCAUCGGCUGUGCAAAUCAUCCGCCUACAUGAACCUGCACUUCAAGGUCAAGUGGUUGUAUACGAACUACGUGAAGGAGGUCCCACCGUACAAGGGUGCCGUGCCGGAGUACCCGGCCUGGUUCGAGCCGUUCGUGAUGCAGUGGCUGAACGAGAACGACGACGUUUCGCUCGAGUACCUGCACGGCGCCUUCAAGCGAGACAAGAAGGACGGGUUCCAAAAAAGCAGUGAGCAUGCGCUGUUCUCCAACUCAGUCGUGGACGUAUUCACGCAGUUAACGCAGUGCUUCGAUGUAGUUAGUAAACUGGACUGCCCGGAUCCGGAGAUCUGGAAGCGGUACAUGCGACGAUUCGCCAAAACUAUUGUGAAAGUGUUGCUCGCUUAUGUAGAUAUAGUUAAAACCGAAUUUCCUGAUAUAAUGCAUGAGGAGAGGACGGCUUGUAUUCUAAUGAACAAUAUCCAACAACUUCGGGUCCAAUUGGAGAAAAUGUUCGAUUCUAUGGGUGGUGAUAAACUCGAAGAAGAUGCGGCCAAUAUCCUAAAAGAGCUGCAGCAGAAUCUCAACACUGCGUUGGACGAUUUGGCAACGCAGUUCGCAGUGAGUUUGGAACCACGCAUAACCGGUAGCGUACGGGAACUGGGUGAUCUGCUGCAGCAAGUCAAACAGCAGACUUCCCUGUUCCACGCGCCACCCACCGACGAUGCCAACAUGAUCGCCAUGGAGGCGGACGAAGUGCUUCGACCGCUGAUGGAUCUGCUGGACGGCUCGCUCUCCAUGUACGCCCAAUCCUGCGAGAAGACUGUACUCAAACGAUUGCUCAAGGAACUGUGGAAGAUCGUAAUCCGGACGCUGGAGAAGACCAUCGUGCUGCCACCAAUGACGGACAGAACGAUGGUCUUCAAACAUCUAACGGACAACGCCAAGAACCUUGCAGCGAACGCUAAGAUCGAGGACAUGUCCAGACUCUUCAAAAACCACGUGGCCGGCAAAUCGGACGCCAAGAACGUACUCAGUGGUGUGAUGGAUAUUUCAAAGGAGGUCCGUCCAAAUAUCGAGAAGAAUCUAUCACCGAAGCAGUGCGCCGUGCUGGAAGUAGCGCUGGAUACCAUCCAGCAGUACUUCCACGCCGGUGGCAACGGACUGAAGAAGCCGUUCCUGGAGAAAUCGCCUGAACUGCAGAGCCUGAAGUACGCCUUGAGUCUGUAUACGCAGACGACGGACACGCUGAUCAAGUCGUUCGUGUCCGGGCAAGGAGCUUCCGAAGAGGGCGGAAUCAAUCACGAGGACGCCUCCGUCGGGGAGGUUUCGAUUCAAAUCGACGUCUCGUCCAACCCGGAGAACGGCGAACAGAAGAUAUCCGUCAAAGUAAUCGCCGCCAACGAUCUGAAGUGGACCGUCCCGUCCGGUAUGUUCCGGCCGUUCAUCGAGGUGAACCUUAUUGGGCCGCACCUGAACGAUCGCAAGCGCAAGUUCGCCACCAAAUCCAAGUCCAACAACUGGUCUCCGAAGUACAAUGAGGCGUUCCACUUCGUCAUUGGCAACGAGGAGCAGUUGGAGUUCUUCGAGUUGCACAUCUGCGUCAAGGAUUAUUGCUUUGCCCGCGAGGAUCGUCUGGUAGGGGUCGCAAUCCAGAAGUUGAAGGACGUAGUCGAUCAGGUAUGGCGUUGGGUGGCUUUUAUUUCCGAUUUUAUUUUUUGUUCGAAUGACUGUGAUUAGAGUGAAUGGGAUGGAUGACGUCGUACAUGGAAGAAUAUCGGGUGCUGCCCUUUUCUAUGGUGAGUUAGGAGGGGCAGUGUUCUACUUUCAGGUUAAGUUGGCCGGCGAAAAACGACGGGAAGCUGAGUACGUGUAGGUCGAAUUCUUGGUGAGUAUUCGUAAUGACUAUAACAGUUUUUUUCUACUUCCAAGUACUGAGACUAGUGACACAGGAUUUUGGACAAGACGAAAAAUAUGAGUAACUAGUCGACCCGGCAGACGUUGUCCUGCAUAGUAGGCGAAAAUGUGCGUUGUAAACUGUUCUGCAGAAUUUCCAUACAAAUCUAUCUUUUAGUUUUGCACGAUUUACUCAUCUUAAUUCGUUAUUUUUGCAUAAGCAAAUAUCAUAUAAACCCGUCGGAAACUAUAAUGAACCUUUCGGUUGAAGGAAUGAAGAAAAUCCAUCCAGCCGUUUUCGAGUUAUGCGGAUACGAACACAGACCAUUUCAUUU